This is a messenger RNA of Colias croceus (clouded yellow), 2068 nucleotides long. RefSeq names its product actin-related protein 5 (gene Arp5). Gene Ontology annotation, cellular component: Ino80 complex; cytoplasm. The record is from RefSeq and is a predicted model, not a curated record. NCBI's taxonomy places the organism in Eukaryota, Metazoa, Arthropoda, Insecta, Lepidoptera, Pieridae. Bases 80 to 2068 code for a protein of 662 amino acids. The transcript is spliced from 12 exons. Gene Ontology annotation, biological process: regulation of DNA-templated transcription.
GUUAAUUGAGAAUCCACUUAACCACUAUUUACUCAUUAUUUUUCAUAAAUUUUGAGAAAAAAGCAUAUAUAUUCACAUAAUGGAGGAUGUACUUAUACUUAAAGAUUACAAAACAGUUCCGGAUAUAGUCCAUGAAUACGGACCAACUCUAAAAUUUGGUCAUAUACCUUUAGUGAUAGACAAUGGUUCUUAUCAGUGCAGAGUUGGAUGGUCAAUAAAUGAUGAGCCUCACUUGAUAUUUAAGAAUCUCAUAGCGCGACCUCGUAAAGAUCGAUGCAAAAAGGAUGCAGAACCACCAGUCACUCCUCCAAUUCAAAUUGGAAAUGAUAUUGUUAAUAUUGAAGCUGUAAGAUUUCAAUUAAAGACACAAUUUGAUAAAAAUAUUGUCACACACUUUGAGGUGCAAGAGCAAGUCUGUGAUUAUAUUUUCUCACAUUUGGGUAUAAAUAGUGAGGGCUGUAUACCACAUCCUAUUGUGAUGACUGAAGCAUUUGUUACUCCUAAUUAUUCAAGGCAAUUGAUGUCAGAGUUAUUAUUUGAAGGCUAUGGUGUUCCAGCAGUUAGCUAUGGCAUCGAUUCUUUAUAUAGCUUCUAUAAAAAUAACAUUGGAGAUACUGGUUUGAUUGUAAACUGUGGAUAUCAUUCUAUACAUAUUAUUCCUGUUCUAAGAGGCAAGGUUGUUGCUGAACAUGCAAGGAGAAUUAAUUUAGGAGGCAGUGAGAUAAUUUGCUAUUUACAUAAAUUGCUGCAGUUGAAGUACCCAGUGCAUGUGAAUGCAAUAACAAUGUCCCGCAUAGAGGAGAUAUUACAUGAGCACUGUUCUGUAGCUCUAGAUUAUCAGGAGGAAAUUAGAAAGUGGGCAAAUCCCGACUAUUAUGAUGCCAAUGUAAAAAGAGUUCAGUUACCAUUUGUACAAAGUUCUAGUUCUUCAGGAUUAACAGCUGAACAACAAAAAGAACGUAAAAAAGAGAUGGCGCGCCGUUUACUGGAAAUAAAUGCGAGGAAACGGGAAGAGAGGCUUGCUGAAGAUGAAGAGCAAUUGAACCAAUUGCUCGCUCUACAGGAUUUAAUUGAAGAUGGAGACACUCAGGAAUUUGAAGAUGCUAUUAAGAGUUUUGAUAUUAAAAGUUAUGCAGAUCUACAACGCCAAAUAUCGAACCUGCACAUGCGCAUAGAAAAGAACAAGCAACGUAUAGCGGCCGCCGCCAACCCAGAUGAGGUUGUGGAAACUCGACCCACGGGCAGGUUCCAACCGCCUUCUGACCCUGAGGCGUUUCAGGCGUGGUUGGCUGAUACGAGAGCUAAGUACACAGAAAUAGUGUCCCGUCGUGAAGCGCGUCGUGCCCGUCGCGCGGCCAUGGUGAAGCGGCGCACGGCGGCCGCGGCCGAGCGCAUGCGAGUCAUAUCGCGGCUGGCUGCGGCUGGGGACGAGUUCGGCAACCAGGACUCUGACUGGGACGUGUAUAAGAGUAUAAGCCGUGACGCCGAUUCCGACUCAGACGCGGACGGCGAGCGGCUUGUAGAGCUUGAGGAGGCUCUGCGCGAGCACGAGCCGCCGCCGCCCUCCGCCACGCACCACCAGCUGCACCUCGCCAUCGAGCCCUAUCGGGCACCGGAAUUAAUGUUCCAACCUUCAAUGAUGGGUAACUUGGAGGCUGGUUUAGCAGAAACAAUGGAAUACGUCUUCAAACACUUCAGUCCUGAAGAUCAGCUCUUGCUGGCAAAUAACGUCUUUCUAACAGGAGGAUGCUCCCAGUUUCCUGGUCUCAAAGAGCGACUGGAAAGAGAACUUCUAGAAAUGCGGCCAUUCCAAUCGACACAUAAAGUGGUAAUGUCAAACAACCCCAGUUUAGACGCGUGGUACGGCGCGAGAGAUUUCGCGGGAAGCAACGAAUUUGAAAACUGGUGUAUUUCCAAAGAAGAAUACUACGAAAUGGGCGGAGAAUACUUGAAAGAACAUCACGCUAGUAAUAAAUACUACAAGAGUCCGGCGCCUAUUGUGGACACCACGAUGGCCCCGGCUGGUGACGCGAAUGUGGUCAAGGAAGAAAUCGUUGUAGAUUGUUAA